AGAGGCGAGAUAAAGACAUUAAAGUAUAGGGAAGUUUCUUGUUUCUAAUGAAGAUAAUUAUAAGGCUUUUUUUUUUUGGUGAAUGAUGUAAAACAAUAUUGCAUGACAGUUUCAUGUUUAUACAAUCUUUAUAUGAUAAUAAACGUCAGCUGUCCGUUCACCUAUAGCCCGUUAACUAUAUAUUCAUUAAUAAAUAACGAAGUCAGGUAUUUUGUCCCGUCUGUGCAUACUUCGUUACUAAGGUUAUAAAUUUCAUCGCCGAAACCGACACACAUGGUACAGUAACUGGGCAUUUCAUGUCGGAACAUUUUCUUUUAAAAGAUACCAUAUGGCUUAAUAUAAAUUUUGUAAAAAGAAAAUCGUUUGGAAAAUAUUGUGAUUUUACGCAAAAAAUACAUUGGAAUAAAUAAGUUAAUGUAGCCGACAAUGGAGUGUUGAAAUCAUCGCGUAUCACCAUGGUUAAUUCAGAUGCUUGGUUGAAGAUUGAGGCACCACCCACUUGACAAGGUCUGGAAAAGAUGCGAAAAUAUCAAACAUGCCUGGUGAUAUUACUUAGUAUUGUUCUGCAAGCGUCUACCAUGAUACAGAAGGUUGAUAUGCCUAGAGGCUUGCAAGGUUACUUCAAUGGAGCGAAACUUCAACAUAAUGUGUCAGAUGUAACAGGGGAACAGAUUUUCUGGGAAUGCAUGCAAAGAGUCAUGUGGCAAAUGGCAGACCAAAUUGGCCACAAUGUCACGAGGGAAACACGUGAUUAUUUGGAUCGUCUGCUGCAAAUCGCGGUCGAUUCAAUUGACACACAGUUCCCGCGAAUUAGGAAAGAAUACCGUAUGAUGUCGGAUGCUGAAAGAGAUAGAUUUCAUAAAGCUAUACUUGCUUUAAAAGAAGAUACGACACUGAAGCCUAAUGUUUACACAGCGAUAGCCGAACUGCAUGCCGGGGAGGUCAUACCAAUGGCGCAUUUUGGAGCAGGAUUUCCAGGCUGGCAUCGUGUUUUCCUUCUAAUUUUUGAGACAGCUCUUAGAAUGAAAGACCCUUCGGUAUCUAUUCCAUACUGGGCGUCCAAUCUAGACAAUGAAAUGGACGAUCCAACAAUGUCAGUGGUUUGGUCGGACAAAUUCUUUGGCAACGGAGAUGGUUUUGUUACUAUUGGCCCGUAUGCUGAUUUUAAGGUAUACAGUUCUGGUUCAAUACUUACGCGGAAUAUAGGCUCAUCCGGGACGCUAAUGACUAAUGAAGGUAUACAUGGAAUAUUGUCUCAGAAUCAUACGAGAGACAUUGUAAGCCCAACGGCUCCACAGAGUCACAAUCUAGAGCUGCAGCAUAACACGGUGCACGUGUGGAUGGGGGGUAAUAUGGAUGACCUCAGUACGAGCGCCGAGGACCCCGUGUUCUUCUUGCAUCAUUCUUUCAUUGACUAUCUUUGGGAGGAGUUUCGAACGAGACAAAAAAUGUUAGGGAUUGAUCCGGAAAUGGAUUAUCCUAUGGAAAAUUGGGGAGGCGACGCGCAUGCGCCGGAAUCUAUAAUUGGAUUUGGUGAUUUAAGAAAUGUUGAUGCUCUGAGUAAUGUAUUAGCAAACAUGGUUAAAUAUGAUCCAUCACCGGUAUGUACACGUUCUCAUCCAACUUGUAUAUCUAAAUAUCUCAGAUGUGAUACUUCGAAAUCACAUCCAAUUUGUGUCAGUUUGUCACGUGAAGAAAUUAAUGGAAACAAAGCUCGUGAUAACGAAAUAUGUGUUGAAGCACAACUCACACGAGCUGUACAAAAUACUUUUGCAAUAAAUCAGUACUGUGAUAUGAGGAAGUGGUCAUAUAUCCCUGUGAAAAUCGUGCUACAACGACCACCUGAAUUCACAAAUUAUAAAGCAUAUCCUGUAUACAACAAUAGACCUGUAACAACAUCUGAUGUGUUCUCGACAAUUUCCAUUAAUAAAACAAUUAGUGAAAGACUUGCAGCAUAUCCUAACUGUAGACGCACGAGCUCCGUGGCUCGUAAAAUAUAUGUUGAAUCAUAUGGUUUAAAUUAUUAUGGUAAAUAUAAAGACUUUACCAUUCUUGAUCAGAGGCAUGCCCUGUCUUCAUCUGUUACUUAUCUUGGUGUUAAAAGUCCAGAUUCAAACUUCACAGAUGUGAUUGUGUAUGCUUUUGAUUAUUGCGGGAGAACUUGUAGACCAUUCUGUCUUGAUAGGUCUGUUAACCCGCCAAAAUCUUCACCAUGUGCCGGUGUUAUACGAAUUACUCCUGAUAAGCCUAAAAUGUAUGGUGAUAAUUAUGCUGAGGCUGUGAACGGCGUGUGGAGUGCUGAGCACCCAGAUGAUUUACCAAGCGAAGCACAGAACCCCUAUUUUAUAACUUUUUAUUGCGACUAUUCUGGCGUCUGGCCGUGGGAUGAAGCUUUCCAAAGAGAGAAUGCUCGUGGGAGAAAAAAUAGUCCCAAACAAACUUUAAAAUCUGAACCUGUGUUACGUGAAAGUAGUUCCGUUAAAGACGUUGUUAAAAAGCCAAUGCCAGUUGUUCGGAAAAUAAACCCUACAUUACGCGCAGGUGCGAAGAAAAUUAGAGAAAGAAUAAUUAGUAAAUCACCUAGAAGGAUUACAAUAAUAAAAGCUAGGCCGAAAAGGCCAAAACUCGCGCCAACUACACCUAGACCUUCCACGAAACAUAUACCUGUACCUAGUGUUAUGGUUAUAGAUUUGUCGUCUGCUACUAGAAAACCACCAGGAACUCAGAAACAAACACAAUUUCAUAAAUUAUAUGGCAAAACACGUGCGAUAUAUCCAAAAAGAGUGCAUUUGCCUGAGAAAAGACUUUUUACUCAAAGAGACAUCCAUCUUGAAUUCCAGAGACAACAAGGAACAUCCAAUGGCAGAUUUCCUAUAAGAGAUCAGUGCCGGUUAAAUCCUAGUUGUUUCCUGUCUGUACCGUGUUCACCUUGCCAGCAUAAAACCCGGAAACAGUGUAGAUCUCCAAGUCGCCUUGUUGCUAUUUGUGUCAACGGCAUAUAUAUGCUCGAACCUAUUUACUUCAACUUCAUGGGAUAGGCUCUUUCAGAUCGUCCUGCUGGCGUAUAAACUUAUUUAAAAUAUUGAUUUUGUUAUUAUGAACUCACCGAAAUUUCAAUAUCCUGAUACUUUGAAUUUCAAAUUGGUGGAAAAAAGAAAGAAAAUUACUAAUCAAAAUAAUAAUGGUAAAGAUUUUGUCUGUUAUAUUGAGCAAUAUUUUUAUUGGUGUUCCUGCUUUUGAUAUUUUGUCGUUAUUUAAAUAAAAAUAGAAUUGCUGCGUUAUUUUUCUUACAAGUUGUGUUAACAUUGAUUAGAACAUGUGAAAAGAUUCGUGAUAUAUGAAUAGUGAUAACUAAUAUCCAAUCGGGAUUUGGGGGGUCAUGAACCCGACCCCUG
Ruditapes philippinarum (Manila clam) is the source of this 3395-nucleotide messenger RNA. RefSeq lists its product as uncharacterized. NCBI's taxonomy places the organism in Eukaryota, Metazoa, Mollusca, Bivalvia, Venerida, Veneridae. Gene Ontology annotation, molecular function: oxidoreductase activity. The coding region runs from base 519 to 3038 and encodes 839 amino acids. The transcript has 6 exons. The record is from RefSeq and is a predicted model, not a curated record.